Papaver somniferum (opium poppy) is the source of this 741-nucleotide messenger RNA. RefSeq lists its product as uncharacterized. The record is from RefSeq and is a predicted model, not a curated record. The transcript has 2 exons. NCBI's taxonomy places the organism in Eukaryota, Viridiplantae, Streptophyta, Magnoliopsida, Ranunculales, Papaveraceae. Gene Ontology annotation, molecular function: RNA-DNA hybrid ribonuclease activity; nucleic acid binding. The coding region runs from base 1 to 741 and encodes 246 amino acids.
AUGCCAACAGAAGCAAGAGGGAAAGAUGAGUUAAUUUGGAUUGGUGAUUUACAGUUCAAGCAGCAGUGCAAAAACUCAUAUUCAAGGAACAUACUCUUCAUUGGACCAAGUAUAUCUAGAAUGCUUUUAUCCACCCUAGUGUGGCUAGCAAUGUAUGGAAAAUUAUUCAAGCCUAUGUCUUUCAAUGAUAUAUGGAAGUAUGCUAAAAAUAAAAGUCCUUUGAUCAAGCAGGUAUGGCUUAUUUCAGCCUGUAUUAUACUCAAGGAAUUAUGGUUCCAGAAAAACAAGAAUUUUUUUGAAGAAAUCAAGCCUAACAUUCACAGCUUUAAGUGCAGAAUCAUGAAAUUAGUAAAUGAAGGGGGUUUGAGAAUAACAGGAAACAAAUGGAAUCAGAAUUAUGAUUUGAGUAUUAUUGCAGUAUUUAACCUGGGUCUUAGGAAUUCAAAAUUUCAAGAAAUCAGGGAAUGUCAGUGGCUCCCUCCAGAUUUUGGUUUCACAAUGUUCUGCUGUGAUGGCUCUUCUUUAGAAAAUCCUGGUGCUGCAGGAUUUGGAGUUGUAGUCAGAGAACACUAUUGUCAAGUACUUGGUACUCUCACUAGAGGAAUUGGUAUUGCUUCUAACUACAAAGCACAAGUUUAUGCAAUUAUUUGUGCAAUGGAAUUGGCAACAAAGUGGUGUAAAGAAAAGAUUAUAAUUGUCUCAGACACCCAAACAGUGGUAAAUGAAUUUGUUCAUGGAUAA